Molecule: messenger RNA, 1233 nt
Organism: Oppia nitens
Lineage: Eukaryota; Metazoa; Arthropoda; Arachnida; Sarcoptiformes; Oppiidae
Product: thyroid hormone receptor beta-A-like
Exons: 8
Coding region: 1-1233 (410 amino acids)
Biological process (GO): cell differentiation; positive regulation of transcription by RNA polymerase II; negative regulation of transcription by RNA polymerase II
Molecular function (GO): RNA polymerase II cis-regulatory region sequence-specific DNA binding; zinc ion binding; nuclear receptor activity
Source: RefSeq, a predicted model, not a curated record
AUGAAAACUAAAUUUGUUGACAAAGUUUGUGUUGUUUGUGGUGAUAAAUCUCGAGGUAAAAAUUUUAAUGUCAUAUCUUGUGAGUCGUGUCGCACUUUCUUUAGACGAUCGGUAAUUAAAAAUCAGAGCUAUAAAUGCAAAUGUAAUGGAAAAUGUGAAAUAACUUUAAAAACUAGAAUUAUUUGCAAAUUAUGCCGUUUUAACAAAUGUCUGGCAAUGGGAAUGAAACAAGAAUUACUUCAAACUCAUGAAGAAAAAGAAAGUAGAAAACAAUUGGUUAAACAAAAUCAACAAAAAAUUAAAAACAAUGAAAUAUCAAAUAUUUUGUCAAUUUUUAGCACAGAUACUAAAAUAACAGAUAAUGACUUUCAAUCGGAUUUAUUUGAUAAUAAUAUAAUAGAUAAUAUAAGUUCGUCCAACAAUAAUGUGUAUUAUAAUGAGUCGACGACUUCACUAAAAUCACAAAAUAUGUCAUCAAUUUGUCUGCAAAGACCGAUACAGUACUCAAUUAAUUUCAAUCAAUUAGAAGACAUACAUAUAUCAGAGCUAAUGAAGGCAACAGAAGUAAUUGUUUGCAAUUCCGGCAAAUUCUUGAUUGAUAUGAACUCAAGAUAUCUACUAAUGACUACUUGUAAUGAUAUUUAUGAAAACAAAAUGAUAGAAAUCGUAAAGUUUUCUAAACAAUUGCAAAGAUUCAAACAUAUUUGUAGUGAAGAUCAGUUAGUAUUAGUCAAGAGGGCUUGCGUUGAAUUGUUUAUUAUCAGAUAUUUGCGAUAUUUUGACAGUAAUAAUGGUAGAGUUGGCUAUUAUUUUGACAAAAAUCAUACGCUAAACAUUGAUGUGGACACAGUAUUUCAUAUACCAAAAUCAAAUUAUGCCACUUUGUUUAAAUUAUUUGCUAACAAAUAUAAUAAAGUUGCCAUGUUCAAAUUGGAUACAAUUGUCAUCAAUUUGUUAUCAGCGAUAGUCUUGUUUAAUCCUAACCGUCCAAACUUGUGUCAUAAAUUGAAUGUUAAACUCGAACAACAACUUUAUAUAUAUUUAUUACAACGAUAUUUACAAAUUAUAAAUAAAUCAAACGACAAUUCAAACAAACAAUUUUCACUAUUAAUGAAUAUUGUAUCUGAAUUACAAUCAUUGGGUGAAAUUCAGGUAAAAUUAUUUAUAGAAGAUUAUAGUUUAUAUGAAGACUACAUAAGACCGAUGACUAAAGAGAUCUAUAAUUUGAAAUAA